Messenger RNA from Asparagus officinalis (garden asparagus), 363 nucleotides. RefSeq lists its product as uncharacterized. Lineage: Eukaryota; Viridiplantae; Streptophyta; Magnoliopsida; Asparagales; Asparagaceae. The transcript has a single exon. The coding region runs from base 1 to 363 and encodes 120 amino acids. Gene Ontology annotation, molecular function: zinc ion binding. The record is from RefSeq and is a predicted model, not a curated record.
AUGAAAAUGUCAGAGGGUGUUCAGUCAUGGGAAGAUGUAUGUUGUUUUUGUAACAUUCCAACACCCAUGAGGCAGUGCAAAAAUAGGAGGAACAAGGGUAGAUACUUCUGGGGAUGUGCAAAUUUCCCAAAGAGGCAAUGCAAGUUUUUCGCUUGGGCUCACAGUGAAGAUGCAAUGGUAAGUAGGAAUAUUCUAGAUUGCCCAGAAGUCCCCGUUGAAGAUGAUAUGGCGGUCAAGGCAAAGCAGUUGAAGAAAGCACUGAAGCAAGCAAACCGCGAAGUUGAAAAAUGGAAACUUUAUUCAUUCUUCCUGUGUUGUUUUUGUAUUGUUCUAAUAUCCAUCAUCUUUGUCAUCUUUAACUGA